UCAAGCAAUGAGGAAACUACAGAUAUCAAUGCCUGAAUUCAGCUUGCUUCCAGCCUCACCUUCAAUAUGGAGAGUUUGUGUUCUCUCUCUCCCUCUUUCUCUCGUCCCUUGAUGGCUGAUAUUUUUGUUGAUAGGCUCGAAGAGUUUAGGAGAAGAAAUAAGGAAAUUGAAGAGGAUGAGAAUGAGUAUGAGGAAGAUGUGGUGCUUCUUGAGGCAUUUGAAUUGAAUAGAAAAGUGGAUGAGAUUAAGCUGAAGUUGAAUGAAGUUCAUGAACUUCAAGAUACAAUUGUCACAAAAUCAUCAAAUCAAAAUAGAGCUUUGAAAGAGAGACAUGCAAUGCUUCUGGCAGAGAUUAACCAGCUGUCACAAACUGUUCAGAAAGGAUUAAAGCGCUUUCAGGAUGACAUUAAACGUGAUGAACUGGGCCCUGAAAGAAAUUCAGCUGAACUAAGAAUAAAGAAAAGUCAUUAUUUUGCCUUGAGCUAUAAACUAAAUAAUAUCAUGUCAGUCUAUAGUCAGCAGGAGGAACAGCACAAAGAAAAGUGCAAGGAUAUGAUAAAAAGACAAUUGCAAAUAUUUGGUCCUAAACCUGAUGUAUCUGAUGAAAAAAUUGAAGAAAUGUUGGAGUCAAAUGAAAUGUCUAUAUUUACUGAUGAUAUAAUAUUUGAUGCAUCUCAGAAGAAACAGGUUCCUACAGAAAUACGUAAACUGGAGCAAAAUUUAAAAGAACUUCAUGACAUGUUCCAUGACUUUAUGCUUCUCAUUCUCAAUGAGCCUCAAGGAGAUCUUGCUGAUAAUAUUGAACAUAAUGUUGAUAACACAGCAGCCUAUGUUGAACCUGGUACACAAGCAAUAGUUGCUGCAGCUAGAAUGAGGCAAAGCGAGAACAGAAGGCUACGCUGGGUUAUCUGCUGUGUAGUGCUGUAGCCAUCAUAGCAGUUGUAGCUGUUUAUCUUCUG
Amphimedon queenslandica is the source of this 959-nucleotide messenger RNA. Its product is annotated as syntaxin-1B-like. Gene Ontology annotation, biological process: vesicle fusion; exocytosis; intracellular protein transport. The transcript is spliced from 13 exons. Lineage: Eukaryota; Metazoa; Porifera; Demospongiae; Haplosclerida; Niphatidae. The record is from RefSeq and is a predicted model, not a curated record. Bases 67 to 927 code for a protein of 286 amino acids. Gene Ontology annotation, cellular component: endomembrane system; plasma membrane; SNARE complex. Gene Ontology annotation, molecular function: SNAP receptor activity; SNARE binding.